Cetraspora pellucida is the source of this 345-nucleotide messenger RNA. NCBI's taxonomy places the organism in Eukaryota, Fungi, Glomeromycota, Glomeromycetes, Diversisporales, Gigasporaceae. The record is from the annotation of a GenBank genome assembly.
AUGACCAAUGCAAAAAAUAAAUUAAAUUAUUUUAUACAUAAUAUUUUGGAAUUAGAGUUUGAACAAAUAAUGAAAAAUUAUUCAAUUUCAAUUGAAUAUGAUGAUGAUAUGUUUAAUGAUAAUAUUGAAGAAUUUGAUAGAGAUUAUGUUUCUGAUAAAGAUGAUUUAGAGAAAAUUAUACAAUUUGAUUGUGAAAAUUUGGAUGCUAAUGAAAUAAUAGAUUUUGAUACCUUUACAGAAAAACUAAUAAAUGAAAUAAAUUACAAUAACAAUAUAGAAGCUGAGAAAGAACUUGAUUAUAAUAUUAAUGAAGUUAUUAACACAGCUAUGAAUAAUACAAAAUAA